UUGGCUAACCCCAGUGGUUGAUGGAAGCAGUUCCCAGGUACUGCAUUCUUGUGGAUUGUGGGUUCUGUGUUCCAGGACAGCUGGGGAUGUGGCUCUCAGAUUCCUCUUUCACAGUAUCCUGGGUCAGUUUUCAAUGGGCUCUGAUUCAGUCUUUAGUUCCACUGAAUUUUCAGUUGGGAAUUAUUUACUAAGAGGAGAAAGCUACAUAGUGUGACGCAUUUGGGGACCUUGUUUGAAAUCAGAAUGUUGGCUGUUUGUUGAUUUUCGGGGAUUGAGAGCCAGGGGUGAAGGUUUGUUUGGACAUGGGACUGCAUCCCUAGCCGGUGCCUGUGCCUGGGCUCCAAGAGUUAACUGCUGCAAGCAGUGACGUUUGUCCUGAUCUUUGCUCCUCGGCUCUUGAGCAACCUGAUACUGCCGCUGCUGGGGCCUGUGCUCAUUGGCUGCUGGCUGCACUUAGAGUGGGCGGGUUUUCUAUUAAGUAAAAGGGCAGGACUUAAGCAGCCAGUGUCAGCUGAGGCAAGACAUAUCUUGUGCCACUUUCCUGGGAACCCCGGCAUUUCCCACUCUUGACUUCUGCCGGCACUUGCUCACAGUGGUGGCUGAGCACCCGGUUUCGCCAGCAUGCUCUGCCUGUGCUUGUAUGUGCCGGUCAUUGGGGAGGCCCAGACGGAAUUCCAGUACUUUGAAUCCAAGGGACUUCCCGCAGAGCUGAAGUCCAUCUUCAAACUCAGUGUCUUUAUCCCCUCGAAGGAGUUCUCCACCUACCGCCAAUGGAAGCAGAAAAUUGUGCAAGCAGGUGACAAGGACCUUGAUGGGCAACUGGACUUUGAAGAGUUCGUACAUUACCUCCAAGAUCACGAGAAAAAGCUGAGGCUGGUGUUCAAGAGUCUAGACAAAAAGAAUGAUGGACGAAUCGAUGCUCAAGAGAUCAUGCAGUCCCUGCGGGACCUGGGUGUCAAGAUCUCUGAACAGCAGGCAGAGAAGAUUCUUAAGAGAAUACGAACGGGCCACUUCUGGGGCCCUGUCACCUACAUGGAUAAGAAUGGCACGAUGACCAUCGACUGGAAUGAGUGGAGGGACUACCAUCUCCUGCACCCCGUGGAGAACAUCCCGGAGAUCAUCCUGUACUGGAAGCACUCAACGAUCUUCGAUGUUGGUGAGAAUCUGACAGUCCCAGAUGAGUUCACAGUGGAAGAGAGGCAGACAGGGAUGUGGUGGAGGCACCUGGUGGCCGGAGGUGGCGCGGGGGCAGUUUCCAGAACCUGCACUGCCCCGCUAGACAGGCUGAAGGUGCUUAUGCAGGUCCAUGCCUCCCGCAGCAACAAUAUGUGCAUCAUAGGCGGAUUCACACAGAUGAUUCGAGAAGGGGGCGCCAAGUCUCUCUGGCGGGGCAAUGGUAUCAACGUCCUCAAAAUUGCCCCUGAGUCAGCCAUCAAAUUCAUGGCAUAUGAGCAGAUGAAGCGCCUUGUGGGUAGUGAUCAGGAGACACUGAGGAUCCAUGAAAGGCUUGUGGCAGGCUCCUUGGCUGGAGCCAUUGCCCAGAGCAGUAUCUACCCAAUGGAGGUUCUGAAGACCCGGAUGGCCCUGCGGAAGACAGGCCAGUACUCGGGCAUGCUGGACUGUGCCAGGAGGAUCUUGGCUAAAGAGGGUGUAGCUGCCUUCUACAAAGGCUACAUCCCCAACAUGUUGGGGAUCAUUCCCUAUGCUGGCAUCGACCUAGCUGUCUAUGAGACACUGAAGAACACCUGGUUACAGCGCUAUGCAGUGAGCAGUGCAGACCCUGGUGUGUUCGUGCUCCUGGCCUGCGGCACUGUUUCCAGUACCUGUGGCCAGCUGGCCAGCUACCCACUGGCCUUGGUCAGGACCCGGAUGCAGGCACAAGCCUCCAUUGAGGGCGCGCCUGAGGUCACCAUGAGCAGCCUCUUCAAACAGAUUCUGCGGACUGAGGGGGCCUUUGGGCUCUACCGGGGGCUGGCCCCCAACUUCAUGAAGGUGAUUCCGGCUGUGAGCAUCAGCUACGUGGUGUACGAGAACCUGAAGAUCACUCUGGGCGUGCAGUCUCGGUGACGGGAGGGUGGUGGACUUGGUGAUCCUGGGCUCCAGCCCAGGAUGUGCAGCCAUCUCAUUCUGUGAAUGUGCCAACACUAAGCUGACUUACCCAAGCUGUGAAACCCAGGAUGCCCCAGGGGAGGGGCAGGGACUGGCAAGCUCUAGGCUGGUCCUGCUGACCUGGCAGACCCUUAUGUCCCUUCCAAGGAAGACCUGUGGACAUUCCUUGGAGUCCAGAGGUCAGUAGGAUGGGGGCUCCUGCACUUAGAGACAGGACGUUUCCUGCAGUGCCUGCCAGACAGUGAGCUUGGAGGCCAGCUUAGCUCUUCCAUCUCGUCCACGCAGCCAGCCGUCAGCCACCCUCCCUCUGGUCCAAAGAGCAUUCCUGUGCCCCUCAUGUCUUUCCCAUUGGUGUGCUGUGGUAGGAAGUGGGCCUGUCCCACUUCUUGUCCCUCUCCCUCAGUGCUGCUCCUCCAAACCUGUUUCCCAGGCUGCAGCAUCCUGUGGGCCUGUGGUACGGGAAGCUGAAGAAGUACCCUACAUCCUGGCCUCUUCUGAGCUCGCCAGCAAGGCUGCCUGGAUGUGCCCGGGUACUCAGGCACUGGCUGCCUGGCACCAUGGUGCAUGGCUUUGCUGAAAGCUAGUCUAGGACCUGGAUCCCAGAGGGUUUGUGCCGCCUGCAUGGGCCUAACGUCCUCCGAGCUGUCCCCAUCCCUGUCAGGACUGGUCCCACACUUACUGUUGCAUCCUGUGGUGUGAGGGUGAGGCAGGUAUCUGCCCCUUGUGUGCUGUCCUGAUGAGAAGGAAGCAUGCUGAAGGCCUUAACUAUGUCUCACUGGGGAAAGCACUCGGUUCAGAAGACGAGCCGGACACUGCUCAUGUGCCGCACUUCAGAGAAAGCAGGAAAGGUGGUUUGGCUGCUUUAAAGUCUGUUCAAAGGUCCUGUGGGCCGAGUGGGACCAGCCUCACAUUCCACACGGCGUAUCACACUGCUUGGAGCCUAUUUAUUUUGUAUUUAUUUGAACAGAGUUAUGUCCUAACUAUUUUUAUAGAUUUGUUUAAUUAAUAGCCUGUCAUUGUCAAGUUCAUUUUUUAUUCAUAUUUAUGUUCAUGGUUGAGUGUACCUUCCCAUUACCACCUGGUGGGGGGUGGGGAGACAAGAUGGAAAAGUGGCCACAGAGUGACCUUACCUGCUACCUACACAGACAGAAUGUCUGUCCAAAGAAAUUCCUCUCCCAACUGGAAACAGAAGGAAAGGCACAGGGAGGACCCUUGCUGUGGAGAGUAUCCCCUGGCGGGCCGGGUAGGGUAGCCGGAAAGGUGGCGUUUACCGUCCUUUCCUGGACUGAGAAUGUCUUUGUUUUGCCCUUUUGGAUUGGCAAGGCAGUGGGUGCUUCACUGGGAACUUGGUACACGGGCGAGGACUAGAGGGCCAGGUGGCCUGCCCCCCAACCUCUGACCCGGGCUCCCUCCUGGCCCACGGCUGCCCUUGCUCAGUGAGUGGUCAGCUGGCCACUUGGCAGUUGUGCCUCCAUUGUCCCAGAACAGCCUGAUGAGGAAAAUCCAAAUAGGAUGCAAAGAUCAAUGCAACAAUUACCGUUCUGCAUAGUCUAUCGCUGUAACUGGAGUUGUCCAAGGCAAGCAGCCUUCUAAUAAAGUUGCUUCAAUGUGA
Peromyscus leucopus (white-footed mouse) is the source of this 3721-nucleotide messenger RNA. RefSeq names its product solute carrier family 25 member 25 (gene Slc25a25). NCBI's taxonomy places the organism in Eukaryota, Metazoa, Chordata, Mammalia, Rodentia, Cricetidae. The record is from RefSeq and is a predicted model, not a curated record. Gene Ontology annotation, molecular function: ATP transmembrane transporter activity; calcium ion binding. The transcript is spliced from 11 exons. The coding region runs from base 622 to 2067 and encodes 481 amino acids. Gene Ontology annotation, biological process: transmembrane transport. Gene Ontology annotation, cellular component: mitochondrial inner membrane.